AUGGCUUUCCUCUUUCAACCCCCAAUCUUUGGGAACUACAUUCUCCCAGCAGUUCCCAUGAACGUACCUACGAUGCCGGUUGUUCUACCACAAUUCACCGUAACACCUGUUCAGCUAGUUCAAGUGUAUCGGCCUGUCUUUUCUCCACCCAUCAGGAUCAAGGUCAUAUACCACCGUGCAGGAACUGUUCUGGCUUCCAACGAUGCCUGCUACAACUAUCCUCCAGCUCGAGAAACAGUGCUGGGAAAUUUAAACUGGUUGUCUGAACAGCAUGGGCUUGGAGAUGAAGCGUAUACUCGACGUUGUACACUCUAUCUCACCAGAAGCUACCGCUCAAUCCUAACUAUUAGUCCGAUUGAUGGACCUGUUUCACCACCAGAUCUUGUGAAGAAGGUGUCAUUUGGCGAUAUGACAGCCCCAGAUUUCCAUAAUUUGAUGAUGGACACAGUGACAAAUAACUAUGGGGCCUUUAUCUUGGUCGAUUAUGGUUAUGUGCCUAUUAAGAUUCUGGCCCAACAACCCGAUAACGAUCAGAGUACUCCCCCGUGCGGAAAUUCAAAUUACACCACUGACAGCAACCAGAAUAAGUUGACUGACAAUACUCCUGCCACUCAUGAGCCUUUACCGUCAUCAACCUCCUCAACGGAUGCGAUCAACACCAAUGCGCCUGAACCCUCGAACACCGGGAAUGAUACCACCGAGCCUGAGCAAACUGCAUCAACAAGUCAUACAACCCCUGCGGCAACUGAUUCUGAGCCGGCACCCAAGAUGCCUAAAGUUACCUCUGAGUUAUCAAGUGUCAUGGACUUGUUCAUCACUGCCCAAGAGCCCUUUGCGCAUCACCCACUCAAGGCGAAAAGCUUCCCUUCAGCUCUGAGCAGCUCAGCCGACAAACCCCCAGGUGAUGCAAAACCUCUUGUGCCUCUCCCGCCAGUUUCACAGCUCGAGUUUGAUCUCAUUGUCCAUGACCCCUGCCAUGACAGCACUCUCACUGGCUCAUGGGAUCCUCUCCCGACCCCUCUGAGCAUUCCUCUCAAUACCUCCAGGGUUCAUCUCCUCAACCUCCUCCGGGAAAAGCUCCCUGUUGUCGAGGCAUCCAGCAAGAAUCGCCUCAGUCGCCAAGUCCGCCGUCCCAAGCUCAUCUCUGCCACGCUGUACUGGACCUAUGGCGGCAAGAUUUACCCGCUUGGGCCUAGCGACAAGGAGUGGCAUUAUCGCGAUCUCGUCACCAAGACCGACAUCAUGGCUCGUUCUGAGCUUGAGUGGUUUCUUCUCAAGGAAAUGAUGGCUGCGUCUAGAGGGGCACUCAAGUGCUACAUCUCCGUUCGUGGUGAGCACCUCCCGGCCAAGAAGACUUCUGGCUGGUGGUUCAAAAACAGUGCCUGA
This is a messenger RNA of Fusarium tjaetaba, 1386 nucleotides long. RefSeq lists its product as uncharacterized. The transcript has 3 exons. Lineage: Eukaryota; Fungi; Ascomycota; Sordariomycetes; Hypocreales; Nectriaceae. The record is from RefSeq and is a predicted model, not a curated record. Bases 1 to 1386 code for a protein of 461 amino acids.